Messenger RNA from Eupeodes corollae, 1317 nucleotides. RefSeq lists its product as uncharacterized. Gene Ontology annotation, biological process: positive regulation of Notch signaling pathway. The record is from RefSeq and is a predicted model, not a curated record. The coding region runs from base 75 to 1112 and encodes 345 amino acids. Lineage: Eukaryota; Metazoa; Arthropoda; Insecta; Diptera; Syrphidae. The transcript has 2 exons. Gene Ontology annotation, cellular component: nucleus.
AUUUGUAAACAACCACAACGUGAUUUACUUCAAAGAACUUUCGAAUCGGAAAUAAAACAAAACAAUUUGAAAGUAUGACUGAAAUUUGUAAUGAAGUUAAUCUUAUGAUACCGCCUCUUGUAACUAUCAAGGUUUCAGACAUUACAUUCGUGAAACAAGUCCGCUCUUUAUUCCUUAAACGGAAGACUUCUCAAUUUGAUUAUCUUCAAGAUGAAAUAGCUAAUAGUGCUGCAUUACUAUCCCGUUUAAUGGCGCGCCGUAAGAAUUCCUUUCACAACAUGAAUGGCUUUAAAUUCCUUUGUAAGCUGAACACAGCAUUGAGUCGUCUUCUGAAGCUUGACGUGGAAAAUAGGCUAAGUAAUUUCUAUCAAAUGCUACCAGAUUCAUCAUCGUAUAAUCAUCAUGAGGUACCUUCUAGAAACAGUUUCGAUUACAUUCUACUGCGACUAAUGUCUGUGCAUAAAAUCUAUCAACGUAUUGCCUAUUGCUGCCUUGAAUCAGCUACUUAUUUUAACAAACUCUUAAGGAACAACUUUUUCAUGGAAACUAUCACACUUUUCUUGGCUGUGAUAGCAAAGCUUUGGGACUUAACCAAUAAACUUGGAAAUACUUACUCGGAAUUCUAUGAAAAAUUGAUGCCUUUUCGAAAACAUUUUCCACAAGUAGAUUCCCAGAAUAGUUUUAAAAAUGUCGACUUUCCGAAAGAGCUCGAACGAUUUUCAAUCAAGCCCACAGCCCACAUCGAAAUAGAUAAAGAUCCCGCCCAGGUUAACAGCAUAAGAAUGGAUAAGGAGUUUGUUAAUACAACACCAAUUCCAGUUGUAAGUGUGCUUCAGAAGUUACAAAAGGAAGAAGACUUUGGAAUGCCAAUUAGCAGGGAGUCAUUAAAGCCAGUAAUCGAUCUAAGUCGUAUUCACAAUGUAGACGAUAUAAGAGAGUUUUUCAAAGACGAAGAUGCUAAACGGCAAAAAUGUUUAGACUCAUGUGCCACUAAGUAUGUUCUUAAGCACGAGUGGCUUGCCAUUCAAAAACUAGUGGAAAGAAAAAUAAUUGCAAAUGAUCACAAAAAGGCUCUCAGUGUUUUUAGAAAGUUUAUUACGAGCAAAACUUAAGAAUAUCUUUAUAGAAAACACCUAUAAACUAAGCAAUAUGUUUAAAAAACCGCAAGAGCAUGAACUCUACCUUUGAACUUUGGUCUUUCUUAAAGAAGUCAAUUAACAGAUUGGUUGCACUACAGUUGGAAAAGUUCGGAUGAUCUGCGUUUGUGUUUUGUAGUUAUGUUUCUGUAAAAUAAAAAAAAAAUGUUUAAUAUUGAAA